AUGGUCAACAGAUUCGCACCGGUCGACAAGAUCCAUCAAGCACUCCAUGCCUACCACGUUGUCGCCGAUGAGCGAGGCGAAGUUGUCUCGUCCGUGCACUACUGCUCAUGCAGUGCCACCGGUGACCAUUUCCAGUGUCUCAUCUACGAAUCCGACGAUCCGGAUGCCAAACUCAUCGGAGUUGAAUACAUGAUUCCCGAACACAAGUUCUUGCAGCUCCCCGAAGACGAGAAAAAGUACUGGCAUUCUCACGUCUACGAAGUCAUGAGCGGAUCGUUGGUGCUUAUCGGUCUCCGAGUCGGUGCCGUUGCCGACGCCGCAGCUGGAGCACUCAAGAGCGCAGAGGAUGCCCUCAAGUCAGUUGCUGGUCCAGGUGCGACGGGUGGUGCGGUACCCGACGCUGCCGAAAUGGCCGCGCUGGCUAAAGUCAAGAAGCUAUAUGGGAAAGCAAUUCAUCUCUGGCACCCGCCCUCGUCGGACGUUCCGCUCGGGCCACCUCGUCUCAUGAUGCCGACCGAUCCAAAGUAUGGCGGAGCUCCCGACGACAUGAUCAAGCAAAGAGACGAGCGCUACGGUAUCGACACCGAGCUGAAAAAGAAGCAGAGGCAAGAAAAGCUCACCGAGUCCUUCGUGCCCAACAGCGCGGCCGACCAAUACGCUCACUCUGGCAAGACGCCCCAGUUCACCUCCGAGCAGCGACAGGUUCAGCCUCCGACCUAG
This is a messenger RNA of Pseudozyma hubeiensis SY62, 720 nucleotides long. Its product is annotated as embryo-specific protein. Lineage: Eukaryota; Fungi; Basidiomycota; Ustilaginomycetes; Ustilaginales; Ustilaginaceae. Bases 1 to 720 code for a protein of 239 amino acids. The transcript is spliced from 2 exons. The record is from RefSeq and is a predicted model, not a curated record.